AGGAAUUGUGGACUCGAGUGGCCAAUCAACGCGAACGCAGUAACUUCCAAUGAAAUUUUUCUAGCUGGUGGGAGCUUUUUUAUCUUCAAUACCGCUUGGUCAUUUUAUUCCCCCCUCCACGACUCUCAUCACCAGUCCUUUCUUUCCGUGUGAAUUGGGUUUCUUUUUUUUCGGCUGCAGGGUAAAAUCAAUUUAACAUGUCGGCGUUGACGCGCACCCUGGCGCCGUUCUUGCGCGCCUCUCGCCACUCCCUCAGAUCCGGCAGCAUCGCCAACCCGUUACAAUUUGCUGUGCGACAGCAAAAUGUUGCCGCAGCCCUCAACAUCGCCCGUUCAUACGCAGCCGUCUUCGAGAGGACGAAGCCUCACGUAAACGUCGGUACCAUUGGUCACGUCGAUCACGGCAAGACUACCCUAUCUGCUGCUAUCACGAAGAGACAGGCCGAGAAGGGGUUGGCAAACUUCCUAGAAUAUGGCGCUAUCGACAAGGCGCCUGAGGAGAGGAAGCGUGGUAUUACCAUUUCUACCGCACACAUCGAAUACUCGACGGAAAACCGACAUUACUCCCACGUCGACUGUCCUGGUCACGCCGAUUACAUCAAGAAUAUGAUUACUGGUGCCGCCAACAUGGACGGUGCCAUCAUUGUCGUUGCUGCUUCCGAUGGUCAAAUGCCCCAGACGAGAGAACAUCUUCUUCUUGCCCGUCAGGUCGGUGUCCAGAAGAUUGUCGUCUUUGUCAACAAGAUCGAUGCCAUUGAGGACCCCGAGAUGUUGGAAUUGGUCGAGAUGGAGAUGCGUGAGCUGCUCACCCACUACGGCUUCGAAGGUGACGAGACCCCAGUCAUCAUGGGUUCUGCCCUGAUGGCCAUGGAAGGCAAGCGACCCGAUAUCGGUGUUGAGAAGAUCGAUGAGCUCUUAAAGGCCGUCGACGAGUGGAUCCCUACCCCCCAGCGUGACCUCGACAAGCCCUUCCUGAUGUCCGUUGAGGACGUCUUCUCCAUUGCCGGACGUGGAACUGUCGCCUCCGGUCGUGUUGAGCGAGGUAUCCUGAAGAGGGAUGCUGAAGUUGAGCUGAUCGGCAAGGGUUCCGAGAUCAUCAAGACCAAGGUUACCGAUAUCGAGACCUUUAAGAAGUCCUGCGAUGAAUCCCGAGCUGGUGACAACUCCGGUCUGCUCCUGCGAGGUAUUCGACGAGAGGAUAUCAAGCGAGGUAUGGUUAUCGUCACGCCUGGUACCGUCAAGGCCCACACCAAGUUCAUGGUCUCCCUAUACGUCCUGACAAAGGAGGAGGGUGGCCGACACACCCCCUUCGUCGAGAACUACCGACCCCAGAUGUACCUACGAACUGCCGACGAGGCUGUGGCCCUUCACUUCCCCGAGGACGCUGAAGACAGGUCCAGGGCCGUCAUGCCCGGUGACAACGUCGAGAUGGUUGCUACCCUGCACAACCCCAUCGCCAUCGAGGUUGGUCAGCAAGUCAACGUCCGCGAGGGUGGCCGAACCGUCGCGACCGGAAUCAUUACACGAAUCGUUCAAUAAACCCGACCACGGACUGUUUUAGGAAGGGGCUGGUUCAUGUGUGCAAGAGGGAUAGAACGGGCAUCUUCGGCUUUGCUUUUUGUCAGCCGGCAUGGGGGAAAAUCUUGGCGUUGCUCUCUUGUGUAUACGGGAUUUCGGAUUGUAUUAUAUUUGGAGCCCAUGUACACUUGACUUCCAGUCCCCGUGGCUCGUUGAAUCUCCCCUCUGCUUACGAAACGUCUCCUUCCCGUAAUGUAACUCUAGAGCAUGAUGAAAUGGUAAAUGUUGAAACUAUGAGCUACGUAUACGCAUGACGUGGUUCUUGGUGUAUGAUACGAUCUAGAAAUUCGGGAAUACGAAAUCUUCAUGCUGACGUGUUAGUGGACCCCUUUUAAUAUGAAGAGUUACACUAGAGAGUUGGUUUGGGCAGAGUUGAUAGCUGGUUACCGCCUUAAACCUGUUUAUUGUCAAGUCAAGACUAGAAUUGGACCCCCUUGGAUAAAAGAAGACCAGUAGAUUUCAUCACGAGAGCCGUAGGGCUAUCUCUAUUAGUUGCAAGCCUAGCUUGAAACAUCCAAGUAAUAGGCACGCCAGA
This is a messenger RNA of Daldinia decipiens, 2112 nucleotides long. RefSeq names its product translation elongation factor Tu. Lineage: Eukaryota; Fungi; Ascomycota; Sordariomycetes; Xylariales; Hypoxylaceae. The transcript has 2 exons. Gene Ontology annotation, molecular function: GTP binding; translation elongation factor activity; GTPase activity. The coding region runs from base 198 to 1538 and encodes 446 amino acids. Gene Ontology annotation, cellular component: mitochondrion. Gene Ontology annotation, biological process: mitochondrial translational elongation. The record is from RefSeq and is a predicted model, not a curated record.